AUGCAAACACAAACAACAGUAAGAGCAAAGACCACAAAAAAAAUGCUUUACAGCAGCAUUGGAGUUUCAGUAGCUGCAUUAGCUUUGGCAUAUGUAAUCGGAAGCGUCUUCUACAAGUUCUACGCAGUGGAAGACAAAACAAUGGGAACCAUGUUUUACUCAUGGAGGCUUGGGGGAGCUGACGACGUAGCCUUCAUGCAGAAGUCCGACAAGUUCAAGCCCACAGAUGCCCAGAAAGAAAAGGCAAGCCACCUAGACAUGGCUAUAGACAAAAAUGAAAGUCACCGCCCGAUUCAUGUCCCAAGAAACAAAGAACAUCAUUUAACUUUUGCGUUCCCAAACAUUGAUGUAUUCUUCACACUGUGGAAUGUAUUUUCGAAACGCCAGAGCGAGAUAGAGAAGAAAUAUCCGGCAGAAAAGAAAGAAAUGCUGAAAGAAUAUCUCAAGGUUACCGAAGGAACUCCUGUUUUCACAAACGAGGAUUGGGAGGACUCAUCCGAAAACUUCGUUAAGCGUUCUCUUUACGAUUACUACAGCAAACUGGGAGCGCACCCAGAGCAGAGAGAGCUUGUAAAGAAGGUAACGCCAAUGAUUCUGUCAUUUAUCCAGGAUAUGAUGGGAAACAAAGACUACAGAUACACAGGAAUGGAGCCGUCUGAAGAGGCUGUUAAUGACUUGGCAGACAUUAUAUACGAGUUUAUUGCGCCCGGGCACCUAGGAGAAGAGUCGUUCAGACAAUACAUAGAAAAAAACGACGAUUCAGAGAGAUUCCUUGAGAAGCGGGGGAUAGUGUCUGAUGACAAAAAGGAGUUCUCAAAGAAGCUUUCCAGAGCCUUCUUCGAUGGCGCAACCAACGGCUCCCUGCACCCAUACUUUUCGCUUGGGUACUCUAAUAUGGUAAAUGUUGUUUUGUACUUGUCUUUGGACAUGGACAACCUGGAAUAUGAGAAAGAUGCAAAAGUCGAUGCGGCGGAGUCUUUCAAGAGCGUGGCACAGGAGCAGCAAAUUGCAGCAAACAAGAUAGCUGCAAUAACCUCAGCAAUUGCGUUUGGAAUGGCCAAGAACUUGUCUCCAAGCGAGCCGGUUGGAAUUGAAACAGUCCGAAAACAUUUAAAUCCAGUGCGAUUCAUGCUUUUCACAUCUAAGGUCGUAGACCCAAGCCCGCAUGAUGAGAGCAAUCUGGAAAAAAUUCUGGAGAACCUUAAAAAGAAAGAAAGUCUUAUUAAGCAGAUUUUUGUUUAA
Messenger RNA from Nematocida major, 1242 nucleotides. RefSeq lists its product as uncharacterized. The transcript has a single exon. The record is from RefSeq and is a predicted model, not a curated record. Bases 1 to 1242 code for a protein of 413 amino acids. NCBI's taxonomy places the organism in Eukaryota, Fungi, Microsporidia.